Molecule: messenger RNA, 1606 nt
Organism: Rosa rugosa (rugosa rose)
Lineage: Eukaryota; Viridiplantae; Streptophyta; Magnoliopsida; Rosales; Rosaceae
Exons: 5
Coding region: 611-1357 (248 amino acids)
Source: RefSeq, a predicted model, not a curated record
CUUCCUACAUUUCUCUAUCUUCUCCCUAUUAUGACAAAUAUGAGUUUUUUCGUGGUCGGCAACUCCACUUUUGGUGAAUCGGAGGGAAGCAUCUCCCUCUAGGACUAGAAGUAGAGUCCUGGUGUCAGAAGCUGGAGAAAUUGAAGGUCAAAGGAGUUGCGAACAAGCCAAGUCUACUCCAAAAACCAUUUCCAGAUUUCCGGCAAGCUUGUAAGCAAAUUUCCAGAUUUUGCUAUAGCCGAUUGAAAACCCAGCGCUGUGUCCGAGCCCAUACAAAUCCCUGUUCUCAAUUCAAGCCUCAAGGUUCAAUAUUGCUUCAAUCUUACAAUUAAGCAAUGGAAGCUGGUUUCUCUGCUUGAAUGCAACUCGCUUCUUUUGAAGUGGUUCAAGUUUCCAUAGCUGGGUUAUUUCCCCGUUUCAAUUGUAUUGAAGUUCUUGGAGCUCUCAAACUUCAGCUAGACACAUUUCAUACUGGUUAUUGUUGCUAUCUUUAUCUUGUGGGUUCUCAUUGGACCAGGGGUCUGAAGUUCAGUUCAUCAAUGCUGUUGUUUUGAGCUUUUGAUAGUAAAGGUGAAGCCGUAAGAAGCACACUUACUUUUUCAUUGUUAUAAUGGCUUCAUCAUCGGAUCGGUUUAGUAUUGAACUUCAACAAGUUGAGCAAAGUAUGAUUGACCAAGAGGUGUUGAAGGAGUGCGUCGAUGGAGUUGGAAACCGGACACCUGAGGUAGAAGCCCCUACCCAUCAUUCUCCCACCUUGAUCCAGCUUUCCCCCAAUUUGUCCUAUCAGCUGCCACGCCAGGGAGUGCCAAAUGGUCGUCUAAUCCGCAUUCAAUUCUGGCCUCCUCCUCCGCCCCGUGAUGAUUAUAGGGCUACUGUGAGGUAUAUAGAAUACGCAAGAAGUCAACUUAAGAAUGGAAUCGUUUCACAACAAAUGGUAGAUUCGGCUAAGGAAACGGUACGCCGCCUUAGAUCGAAAGGAUAUUCCAACUUAGAUGAGGAUGAAGCAAUCACUCUAAAGGACAGCAUUCACUUCCUUGGUAGGCUAGAAAGCACCCCCUCUUUCUUUAGGGAGAGGUUUCUUAAAUUUGCUGAAGACAUUCCAAGCCGUGUCCGCUGCCUCCGUCAAAUGCAGGAAACAUUGAUUGAUCAGCCAAAUCUUGUAGAGCAAGAGAGACAAUGCAUAGCCGAAAUUCAGAACAGAAUGCAAGCCCGCGCUCUAAGAAACCAACAGUUGGAUGAGGAAGAAGUGACGGUCACUUGUGAGAGGGCUAAGAGAGAAGAGGAGAGAGAGGUUCUAAUCACCAGAUUGGAGGACAUUCGCCGCAAUGUGACUGAGACUUCCACAGCCUUGUCUUAAAUAGAUGGUGGGAGGAUCUGAAUUAAAGUAUGAACAUUUUGCUGCAAAUUGACUUUUUAGUCUUGUAUUGGAUUGUUAGGAGGAUAUGGUUCCCCUUUCUACUGAUCUUUCUAACAUUUGGAUUGUAAUGUUUGGCCGAGUUUGUCUACUGUUUUCUGAGAAAGAAAUGCAUAUAAGAUCACAAACUGGUCUUAUUCGCUGUAUGUUUUUGCACAACUAUGAUAUAAUGUAGUAACAUUUAUUGUUUGA